CCACUCAGUUGUUUUUAAUACAUGUGAGAUAUAAGUACAAGACCUCAAAGGCGGCUUCCCUAGCAGCUAUGGAAUUUUUUAAAAUUUUUCUGACUAUAGUUUGUACAUUAAAUUUUUACCAAGCUUUAGGCGCCCGAGGGGUGUGUGAAAGAUCAUUUGUUUUGGAACAUGGAUCCAUAUUAAUGCGACCAAGGAAUGUUAUACGAUUCAGGUGUAAUCGGGGCUAUACACUGAAAGGACUUUCAGUUGGCAUUUGUGAUCGAAUAGGUCGUUUACAGGGAGAACGACCAUUUUGUGCUAAGGAAGGAUGUUCGCAAUUGGAAAAACCGGAAAACGGGGAACUCCUCUCUUCUGACGGCCAGAGAGCCAUGAUCGUGUGCAAAGAUGGAUAUGUCGUGGUAGGGAAUCGUGUGGCCUUUUGCGACGGAGAGUCAUGGAACACCCAGUUGGGCAAAUGUCUGACAAGUAACCACACCAAGGAUCAUUCAUGCGACUUUGAGAGCGAGGAUCAGUGCGGUUGGGAGGCGGAGGUGGGUUUCCGGCAACCAUGGAAACGUAUUAGCACUGUGAACGAUUUCCACUCCCUACGAACUGGUCCCCAUCAUGAUCACACCUUCCGUAACACCUCCGGCGGACACUACAUGCGCAUGGAGACACAGACUGGCGCAUACGGUAGCUACCACUUCAUAUCGCCGGUCUAUUCCAGGUCUCUUAGUCUGAAGACUGCCUGCUGUUUCCGGUUCCACUACUUCAUGUAUGGAGCGGGAGUGGGCAGUCUGGUGGUCUCCGUCAAGCCAGUGACCAUAUCCACAAAAGACAUGUGGAACAAAUUCAAGGCCAAAUAUUCCAAGUUUGAGAUUUCUGGCUCACAGGGAAGGGAGUGGAUAGAGCACACAAUCACCAUUGAUGAAAUGGAAUCCGACUUUGAGGUUAUUUUCACCGCCACGGACGCCAUAACUCGUUUCGGAGACAUUGCCAUCGAUGAUGUAAAGUUGAUGACGGGUCAGGAUUGCGGGAUGGGUGACAUCACCACCACAACGGAGCCACCGGCUCCAGUGCCGGAAAUUAGUGAACAACCGGUGGUGUAUGACAUGAUGAACUGCACCAAGCGGUGUGGCCAGAUUAUGCUUCCGGGUAUGGAUCACGUUGGACCGGAUGGCAACUACAUUAAAGGAUGUGGCUGCAGCGAAGAAUGUUUGGCAUACGAAAAUUGUUGUCCCGAUUAUUUUGAGCAGUGUGUUUUAACCGAUACGACUCCGGAAGCAGCAGAACCAACUACUCCAACAACCACAACAACGACAUCCACAACACCAAAUCCUACAACUACAACUAGGAGAACAACAACAACCACUAAAAGGACUACAACUACAACUAGGAAAACAACAACAAGCACAAAAAGGACUACUACACCAACUACUACGACGACAACAACAACAACCACUAAAAGGACUACAACACCAACUACAACAACGACAACAACAUCCACUCAAAAACCCACCACAACAACAACAACCACACAGAAAACUACCACAACAACCACAAAAAAACCAACUACAACUUCUACAACACCACCAACAAGAGCGAAAAACACACCAACAACUACAAGUACAACAACGACAACAGACAAAACAACAAUAAUUAAAAUAAACACCACAACAACCGCACCCGUUAAAAUUACAGUUACUAUACCAAACAAUCGAAUAACCUGGAAAGUAGAUCCCGACGACAUUGCUGGGCAUAUGGAUGUGAAGGAGAAUAUACCCAAUCCCGCAUUAGUCAUGCUGUUCCUACUGAUCGGCGUUGUGCUGGUGGUGGUUCUGAUAAAUCUCAUAAAGCGAUGGUCGAACCCAAUCAGUGGAUAUCACAACGAGAAGGCAGUUAGCUUCAAGAAGGCAUUCGAUAGGAUAAGAAAACCAACAACAUUGCUCGGACAACGUCAAAGGAAUUCUCUGCAAGAACCACUAUGCAGCUCCGAUAAUGAGAACUCUGAGGAUGAUACAAGAUUAGACGAAAUGGGUGUGGAUAUUCGUAAUGUUUCCGAACUAUAAUUUCAUUUCGAUAGCAUCGAACCAAUAUAUUUGAUUACAUUUUUUAAUCACUAAAGAGAUCUAGAAUUAAGAUUUGUUAUACAACAUAAAAUAAAGCUAAAAAUACUCUUAAUUUAUAAAUAAUA
Drosophila ananassae is the source of this 2173-nucleotide messenger RNA. RefSeq lists its product as uncharacterized. Gene Ontology annotation, biological process: nervous system development. The record is from RefSeq and is a predicted model, not a curated record. The coding region runs from base 69 to 2048 and encodes 659 amino acids. Gene Ontology annotation, cellular component: membrane. NCBI's taxonomy places the organism in Eukaryota, Metazoa, Arthropoda, Insecta, Diptera, Drosophilidae. The transcript has 4 exons.